Molecule: messenger RNA, 1118 nt
Organism: Leptinotarsa decemlineata (Colorado potato beetle)
Lineage: Eukaryota; Metazoa; Arthropoda; Insecta; Coleoptera; Chrysomelidae
Product: CD63 antigen
Cellular component (GO): plasma membrane
Source: RefSeq, a predicted model, not a curated record
UUCACUUGAAUGCACCUGUAUUUGACAUUGACGUUGGUGGGGAUUUUCAUAUUUUUUAGGAAUGCUGUGACGUUAAGGCAGUCCCUACUUAAAAAUAUUCUAGAAAAAAAAAAUAAAUUUAUCUUAUUUGCCUAUCUGGUACAAAGAGAAGACUGUUCAUAUUAAAAGUUAACAAUGGAUUGUGCUUCCUUUUUGAGAAGUUAUUCGCGGUAUAUGUUGAUAUUAUUCAAUCUGAUAUUUGCGAUUACUGGAAUAAUAAUAAUUUGUGUAGCAUUAAGUGCUAAAGCAUAUUUCCAUGAAUUCGACACAUUGAUGGAAAACAAAGUUUUUUAUGUGUCUGAUUUGCUUAUUGUCGUUGGGGUAAUAAUAUUUUUCGUAUCCUUCUUUGGAUGCUGUGGGGCUAUGAAAGAAAAUGCCUGUAUGACAACAACGUAUUCUGCACUUUUGAUCGUCAUAUUUUUACUUGAGUUGGCUGUAGGAAUUUCUGGAGUUUUACUGAAAAACAGAACUGAAGAAUUUCUUAAGGACAAAUUGAAUGAAACUAUCCAAGACUAUGGCCCACAAAAUAAUGAAACUACAGAAUUAUGGGAUACUAUUCAGAGACAGUUCCACUGCUGCGGAAUAGACAAUGCCACGGAUUGGGUGAAAUUCAAAAAGGACGAUAAUCACCUUGUACCACUUUCUUGUUGCGAUAUUCCUUAUGGUGCAUUCAAAUACAACUGCACGAUUGAGAAAGCUUAUCCAGAGGGUUGCCUGAUGAGAUUUGGAGACUUUGUGAAUGAUAAUAUAUCUGCUAUAGAGGGAGUUGGCAUAGGAUUUGCUAUUGUUCAGUUGUUGGGCAUCAUUUUUGCGUGCGUUUUAUCGAAAUUCAUCAGGAGUGACUAUGAAACAGUUUAAAUUGAUAAUAUAACAAAUAUAUUCUUAUCCUUAUGUUAACAUUUAUUCCAAUAUUAAUCUACAUUGUAUAAUUCAAAUUGGGCUGUAUUUCUAGUAGUGGGUGUACUGAAGAAUACCUAUACUUCUAGCACCUAGUUAGUUUUAUGUGAUAUAAAUGUACUGAAAACUUUAGUAUGAUAGUGGUAGUAUUUUUUGUAAAUGAAAAUAAAAAUAAAAAGUUU